Molecule: messenger RNA, 1512 nt
Organism: Mesorhabditis belari
Lineage: Eukaryota; Metazoa; Nematoda; Chromadorea; Rhabditida; Rhabditidae
Source: the annotation of a GenBank genome assembly
AUGUUCUUGUGGCUUCUCUCGAUCUAUUUCGGAAUCCUCUUGGGGAUAUUUCUAGCCACAGUAUUCCUCAUCGUUUUUGGGCAAAAUUGGGGUCGAUUGCCGAGACUUUACUUGAAAAUCGUCAAAUCUAUUCAAAGCCAUUUCCCCGAUGUCUAUCCAAAAGACGUGACUGCUUGGCCAUCAAUCAUUGACAAGAGUCCGCAGUACACUUUGACUCGUCACAAAGAGUCUUCGAAAGCCAGUUUCCAAUUUCUGAAUGAAGCGGAGAGUCCAUUUGAGCUGUGCCAAGAUGCGCUCGUUUCUGGGAUUGAGUCCAUCAUCCAGGAUGGAGUCUUGCAAGCCUAUGAUCCUUGUCCGUCGUACUCGGAAAGUCUUCUCCAUUUCACUCCACUCAACACAUGGAAUCAAACACAGAAACUCGUCUUCUAUGCAACGCUUGGCUUCAGAUUCUUGAUCCUUUUCCCUAUUCGGUUGGCCCUCUUCAUGACUUCUCUUGCUUGGGUUCUCAUGGCGGUUGCUGUUUCUUUUGUGAGAGAGUAUUCUGAUGUUGAGCGAACUUCAAUCGGUAUCAUCUACUGCCGCUUGUACAACGCCUCAAUGGGUCUCGUCGCAAAGUACCAUCAGGAAGAGAAUCGACCACAAAAGCCCGGCAUUGCAAUCUCCAAUCACAUGUCUCCAAACGAUGCUCAAGCUUUGUUUGCUGGAGUUGAACAUGGCGCCACUUUUGGAUACGUGGUGACAGGACAAAGACAUACUGGACUCAUUGGAUUCAUUCAGAGAAUGGCUGAACGAGUCUCUCCUUGCAUGUGGUUGGAAAGGAAAAGUGGUGAUGAACGAAAGAAUUUCCAAGAAGAUGCCAUCAAGAUUGCAAAGCAAUCUGGACCGGUAUUGUUGUUCCCGGAAGGCUACUGCUCGAAUAACACAAUGAUCUUCCAAUUUCGGAAAGCUCUCUUCCAGGAUGAUGUCAAUAUCUAUCCAAUUGCUUUCAAACAAGAUGGUCGAUAUGGAGACGGAUUCUGGAUUGAGGAUGAGUUCUACAUCCAUCUCGUGAGAUUGAUGAGCAGCUGGGCCUUGGUCUACGAUGUCACCUAUUUGCCGAAAAUGAGCAAAAGGGUGAGUGAGAGUGCUGCUGAAUUCGCCGGAAGAUGUCAAUCGGCCAUUGGAGAAACAGCCGGUAUUCCAGUGAGUGGAUUCGAUGGAGGAUUGAAAUACAAACAGGAAGAGCAACAAAAGUUGAGAGUGUUGCAAGAAAAGAUCUGCGCCGAGAAACUGGUUGAACUGUUCUUUGACGGAGAAUCGUCGAUGGAUGGAUCGAUCUCAGAACACUCAUCAGAGUUUGCCUCCAGUGGAUAUGGAUCGUUCAAUGAGAGUGGAAAAUCCUUCACUGAGUCUCUCAUCGAGCCUAUUGAAGAUACUCUAUCUCCAUCGAUCGCCUAUCUCCGAGCUCGAAAAUGUAGUCAAGAAGUCGAAAGUUUCUUUGAUAUUCAACAAAAACAAGAGCAAAUUGUACAA